AUGACGCUGUCCACCGACAAUGCGUUGGUUGUCCCUCAUCCGCUGGGUCUUGACUACCACAUCUCACUCCAGACCCCGUACUGCAUACUGUGUCGCUAUGCUGUUCGACCUGGCGAGAUAAUUGCCGCAGUUUUCGGGCAUUGGGGCUCGCCGUCUUAUCUUGCAUAUACUCUCGGGUUUUCUUUCCCAACAGUCGCUCAAUUUGAAUAUGGCGCUACAGUCUAUGAGAAAUCGAGAUCGACCUCUUACCCAUGGCUGUUUUGUCGCAGAAGCGAUUGUUACAACUGUGCAACGCUGCAUGACACGUCCAUCUAUCAUAUAGACUGCUUCCAUAUAAUUAGCAAAAACACAGCAUCAAAGAGACCAAGUCUCCGUGAUAUUUGGACAAUUGCUUCGUGGACAGAGUCGCUACCCAAAACACGCUAUCAAGCACCGCCCGAUAUUACACUUGGAGCUGUAGCUGAUGAAACUCUCAUUGACGAUCAUGAAUCGAUUCUCGCUCGUGUUUGCAGCAUACCACAGGAAUUGAGAGACAUUAUUGCACAACGCUGUCCCGAAUCUCCUGCUUGGAGGCUUGUGUCAGCACUCAGCAGAUGGCGUAUUUUUCAACCUCUAUUAGACCCUGACAUUGAGAUCAAAGGGUUUUCGUUUGAUGAUAUCAAAUCUUGGUGCCGAAGAGAUGGAAUGGUUGCCGGUAGCGGUGGGAGCGGCAAAAUUAGGAUCCAACUGGAUGACCUUGGUGUAUCACGUCUGGACUACGUAAACGACUCACCUGCUCUGCCAACUGCGGCUUCUCGCUCUCAAAACGCGUGGUUUGUUGUGGAAGAAGUGUCUGAGAUGCAAGAGGCCCGCAUUGAAACCAAGGGACCGUUUAUGCGAAUUCACAAACUGCCAUCUUUCCAUUUAUGGGAUACACCAGUUCCACCUGAUCCGGCCCUCACUCGGUGGAAUCGUGAAAUUACAGGUAACCUGCGCAUUCUCCGCAUCCGGUCCAUCGCUCUUAAGGACAUCACGGGCCUCACUGUAUUUUGCCAACACGGCGCAGUGCGCUGGAUCUACCCUCACCACGAGGAGACUUUUCCUGGCCCUUACUCUUACCCAUGCGACAAUUCGCCUUCCAUGGCACAGCUCGUACCGUCGGCAAUAGAGAGCAGCUCCGUAAUAGCCAUUUUCUUUCCUCUCGCCAAAGGGGAGAAGAUUAGUUCAGUUUGGGUCCGCAGGUGUGAACCCUAUGAUGAUAGCAUCCCAGAUACCCUUGCUGUAAUCACGACAAGAGGCAGAUUCCAGCUGUUUGGCAAAUAUUUGUGUCCGACUCGACCAGAGGUCCAUUUCCAGCAAUUGAGUGGCAAUAAUACGGCCACGCAUCUCUUAUUCCAGGAUGUAGAUUUCCCGUUCCAAAGGGUUAGCUACUUUGCAGCUGUCUCAGCUUCAGUCAACAAUACCGGCAUCUCACCCCUCGCCCCAAGCCAAUUAGCCCAAUCGCGGGGAUUCAGCUGGAGUUCGAGCUUCUGUUAUGUAUCAAUAGUGGGAUUGGAAAAUGUUGAAUUGAUAUGGCUUUUCCGGCGGCAGGUUCCUGAAGGAACACCAGAAAGGGACCGUCUGUGUUUGGGAAUGAUGCUUCUAUAUGAGGAUGGAACGUUAGCAGCCGCAGGGAAUUGUCGCCAAGGACCGGACAUUGACGUGCAAGUUAUAAUGCUGCCGGGCUCAAUCCAUUAUAAAAUCAGCCACAAGGCUGGUGGAGUUGCCGUCGAGUGCGCUACACUGGACGGGGGCCGGGAUGCCAUUCUUGGUGAUGAAGAAGGCUGGCAGUCGAUUGACAUGCACUCUAGAUCAGAGAUGAGGUUUUGGUUUGAUGAUUCAAGAACCAUUUGGAUCACUUCACCUAGCACAUGA
Trichoderma virens Gv29-8 is the source of this 1893-nucleotide messenger RNA. RefSeq lists its product as uncharacterized. The record is from RefSeq and is a predicted model, not a curated record. Lineage: Eukaryota; Fungi; Ascomycota; Sordariomycetes; Hypocreales; Hypocreaceae. The coding region runs from base 1 to 1893 and encodes 630 amino acids. The transcript is spliced from 4 exons.